Rotaria sp. Silwood1 is the source of this 1263-nucleotide messenger RNA. Lineage: Eukaryota; Metazoa; Rotifera; Eurotatoria; Philodinida; Philodinidae. The record is from the annotation of a GenBank genome assembly.
AUGAAGCGAUCGGCCUCCUCCAUCAGCAACAGCCGAGAUACUAUUUCAUCUCGGCUAAAACGCAAUCGAUUAUCUACAAAAUUACAACAAGAGGAGAACGUUACCAAAGUAGUUAAUAAUGAUGUUGUUUUAUGCAAUAAAGAAAAUUCAAUAUCAUCUGAAUCUGAAUAUUCUAAGGACAAGUUAGCUGAAAAUGAUUUUACUUCAGGUGAUAACAGUUCUAUGGCUUCUGAAAAUCCACCACUUCGAUCGACCAUUUCGUUUUCUUCUUCAUCAUCAAAAACUACUGCUUCAUCAAUGAACCAUCGUCAUAAAGUUGGAUCUAAUAUCAAUCAACAGUUAGCAGUGGAAAACAAGGCUUCACAAUCAACAGAUCGUGCUACGAAUAGUUCCUUAUCUUCUCGAACAAGUUUUACACAAGCUCCAGCUCAAAAUACGUUAUCCAAAGGUAAUUUAUCGACUUCAUUAGUUGAUUCAAAUGCAUCAACAACGUCUAAACUGUCUGGAAGUUCAAUGAUCGAAAGUUCUCUUGAGUACAGAGAAUUAAAAAGGUUAUAUUUACAUGAGAAACAACAAGCUGAAGAAUGGAAAAAAGAUUAUAUGGUAUUAAAACGACAGUUACAAGAACUUAGAGCAAGUACUUUACCACGGCCAACUGCUGAAGUCUUGGAGUGGUUGAGGGAAUUAUUCGAUUUAUUGAAUAGUAAUGGUGCAUUUCGAGGUGAUGGAAGGAGUCUUUCUAGUAUUGGUGACGAAUUAGGCAUCGAUGAAAUGCAUCGUAUUACAGUUGCGGCACGGACAUCGCAAAAGUCUGCACUCAAAAUUUUUCGUCUGUUAUAUCCAACAAUUAGUCUUCGAGCAAAUUGUAUUUCAAUUGCAAAAUUACCAGAAACACAAUUACAAAACAUUUACCUUUAUGUUCGACUUCUGCAUCCAAAUUUGAGUUUUAAGAUGAUGGAUAUGCGACGUGCAAUUGGAAAUUCGAUUCGGUCUGCAAGACACGAAAUGCGCAAGCUGGAAUAUCAACGACAAGAAGAGUUGAAUCAAUUACAAAACGAUGAAAAUUUAGAUCCUGAUGAGAGAAAUGAAAGAAUGCAAGAUGUUAUUGAUACUACGGAAAUGGCAUUGAACGCAAAUGAUGCGAAUUUAUAUGAUUGUAAUCCCGAUGGUGAUGAAAAUGAAGAAGACGAUGACGAUGACGAUGACGAUAUCGAACAUCUUACCAUGACCGAAGAACUUGAUGAAGACGACGAUGAACUUUAA